Messenger RNA from Dictyostelium discoideum AX4, 2052 nucleotides. RefSeq lists its product as hypothetical. NCBI's taxonomy places the organism in Eukaryota, Evosea, Eumycetozoa, Dictyosteliales, Dictyosteliaceae. Gene Ontology annotation, cellular component: membrane. The transcript is spliced from 3 exons. Bases 1 to 2052 code for a protein of 683 amino acids. The record is from RefSeq and is a predicted model, not a curated record.
AUGUCAAGCAACGAGGAGUUGGUUCAAGUUAAAAUUGUAUUAUUUGGAGAUGAAGAGCAUUUAUCAUUGGAUAUAAAUAAUACAUGUACAGUAUAUCAAUUAAAAGAGAUAAUUAACAAACAACAUGAUAAGAAACCAUUGAUAUCAGACCAAAAGCUUAUAUUCGCAGGUAAAAUGUUAGAAGAUGAACAAGUGUUGGAUCAAGUAUUUAAACAAAGACCAACCUCUUCAUCUGUUCAUACAAUUCAUUUAAUUUUAAAAAAGAAAAUAAUUUCACCAUCACCUCCAAAUUCUUUAACUGUAAAUUCAAAUUCAAAUACUUCACCAUCAUUAUCACCAAAUUCAACAAGUGCUACAAUAAAUAAUAGUGAUAGUAAUAAUAAUGGUAACAGCAAUAGCAAUAAUGGUUUAUAUUCAAAUGCAUUCAAUAUACCAAAUCCAUUUAAUGAUAAUUUUCCAACAACAACUACUAAUACUAAUACUACUGCUACUUCUUCAACUUCACCAUCAUUAUCACCAAAUAAUAAUAAUAAUAAUAAUAAUAAUAAUACAACUACAACUACUACAACUACUACUACUACAACAGCUUCACCUUCAUCAUCUUCAUCAUCAUCUACAUCAUCACCAGUAUUAUCAUCACCAUUACAAACUACAACAAUAGCAGAAUCAUUUGCAAAUGAAAACAAUACAAUUAAUGAUAGCGAUAAAGAUUCAAAUGAUGUGAAUCAAAAAGAUUUAAGCGAAUUAAGAGAACACUUUUCACAAUCUCAUAAAUAUUUAGAACAAGAAUUCACCAAAUUACAACGUUACUCAUCAAAGAAAAAAGAAAAUUCAAAAUUAAUUUUAAAUGAUUUAAAUAUUGAUAUUGAAAGUUUAGAUCAAAAUACAUUAAAUAGAUUAUUAAGUUUAAUAAAUAAUAACUCUUUUAUAAACUCACCAGAAUCAUUUUAUUAUUUCCCAUCAUCAGAUGGGGAUUCAGCAUCAUCAUCAUCGAAAAAUACAUCAAAAGAAAAAUUAAGUAAAACUGACCAAUGUCUUAGAAUAAAUCAACAAUUAUAUUUACAACAACAAUUAAAUCGUCAAGAACUUAUAAAUUUAAGACCACAACCAAUGAACCAUCAUCGUCAUGGUAGUUUACAACACAGAGCACAUUUACAAGCUGAAUUUCAAGCUCUUCAACAAAUAAGACAAAGAUUAGAUCAACAGCAGCAACAACAACAGCCAAGACAACAACCAACAGCAGCAGCACCUGCUCAACCUCAAGCAGCACCAGCUGUGGCAGCACCAGCAGCAGCACAACCAAGAGUCAGAGUAUUUAGAAUUAAUCUUAGAAAUAUUGUAAAGUUUAUCUUUUUAGCAUUGUUUUUACAAGGUGGUUCAAUGGAAAGAAUGAUAACUGUUGGCGUUUGCAUUGCACUUUAUUAUAUCUAUAAUAUAUUUUUUGCACCUUUACCAAGACCAAACAAUAAUAACAACAACAAUAAUAAUAAUAAUAAUAAUAAUAACAAUCAACACCCACAACCACAACCAAAUAAUAAUAAUAAUAAUAAUAAUAAUAAUAAUAAUAAUAAUAAUAAUAAUAAUAAUAAUAAUAAUAAUAAUAAUAAUAAUAAUAUAAAUAAUAAUGACAAUGAUAAUAUAAAUAAUAAUAUAAACAAUGAAAAUAAUAAUAAUCAAAACCAACAACCAAGAGCAGAACCUCAACAAAGACCACAAGACUUUUUAUCAGAAAUUGUACUAUUUUUUUCGACAAUGUUAACCUCUCUCCUUCCUACAUAUAGACCAAAUGAUCAACAAAAUAAUAAUAAUAAUAAUAAUAAUAAUAAUAAUAAUAAUAAUAAUAAUAAUAAUAAUAAUAAUAAUAAUAAUAAUAAUAAUGACAAUAAUGACAAUAACAAUAACAAUAACAAUAACAAUAACAAUAACAAUAACAAUGACAAUAAUGAGCAACCUAAUAAUAAUAUUAAUAAUAAUAAUGGUAAUAACAAUAUUAAUAAUAAUGAUGAUAAUAAUAAUAUUAAUAAUAUUAUUCCUAAUGAAGUUCAAAAUUAA